Molecule: messenger RNA, 849 nt
Organism: Geodia barretti
Lineage: Eukaryota; Metazoa; Porifera; Demospongiae; Tetractinellida; Geodiidae
Source: the annotation of a GenBank genome assembly
AUGGCAACGACGGCGUCUAAGAUAAAGCGGGUAGUGCUUCUUCAACCGGCAUCAGCCGGCGGUAAUUUUGAAUACAUCGCUAUCCCGCGGCAGGGGAUGUUGUUCCUGUCCGGGGCGCUUGCCCAAUGGGAAGGCGAAUACCUGUACGACCGGGAAAUAUGGUUCGAAGACCGCUGCGGCGUAAUCGACCCGGAUAAAGACUUGGACGGGGUGGACAUCCUGAUGGUCACCGCCCUGAUUAACGAGGCCCCCCGAGGGUACCAGGUCGCGCGGCAAGCCAAGCAAUACCAUCCGGACAUCAUCACCAUCGGCGGUGGGCCUCAGAUGGGCCCUCUCAGCCAGGAAGCUUUUGAUAACGGCCAUUUCGAUGUCAUAGUUCAACGGGAAGCGAGGACAUCAUUGGCCAGCUUUGCGACAUCCUGCUGUCUUACAAGCAAGGUAAUCCAGCAGUUCCUCGGAUACCGCUUGAUUUCAAGAGAGACGGAAAUCAAGCGGCUGACCCAACUGCGCGACCUGGCUGCCGAUGGACUGAUUCAUAGCUCCCGCAACGGCAAAUUCCAAGUGUUCAUAUCGGAUGACCUGCACCCGCCGCCGCUCCGGGCCGUUAAAUACCGCAACGAGCGGUUAGAGCGUCUCCACGGCUGGAAGGGUCAUACCGACGACAUGUACAUGAUCUGCCAAGCGCGUGCCGAGAUCGGACAGGACGCUGAGUUAGCCAACGCUAUGACAGACGCCAACAUUAAAAUGGCGUACAUCGGCGUUGAGUCGGACAAUGCGGAGAACCUCAAGCUGGUCAAAAAACGCCAGGAAGGGACCCGGUCAAAUGCACAAAGACUUGGUGACUCUUAA